GUUUACGUAGUAUUGAGCUAUAAAAAGAAAACACCGUCAUAUCUUUUACUUCCUGGUUGGAGCUUGUAACGACAUAACCGAUGUAACAAACGAAUUCAAAGACGAUGUUUCCUUCCUACACGAUGAUUUUUACUCUAGUUUAUGGCGUGACCAUGAUUGCUUGGGCAGAUGCUGGAAGUUUAUGGUUUUGCGACAUGGAUGAUGAUCCUUGUGAUGCAGCCAUCAUACGGCCGCCAUUCGAGCCAGAAAUUAGGGCAGAGAACUGCAUUUACAACAGCUACCAGUACUGCGAUCGGUACAUUACACCAGGCUGGCACAGAUUUAACGAAGACAUGUUGAACCACCCUCCAAGUUUACUAAGCUGUGGAGCCGUAUACCCAUCCUGGCUAAAUGGAAGCCUUCCGACAAUGGAAAACGAAGUUGUCCACAGAAAAGUUUGUAAAGUUGGCUUUGAAAGUCCGUGUGUCAAGGAAGUCACCAUAAGAAUUAAACAUUGUGGUUCAUUUAACGCCUACUGCCUACCAGCAUUAGACGCCUGCUCUGAGAGAUAUUGUUUCGGUGAAAGAGACGCUUCUUGUGCAGUGACAACUAGUUCCCCCAAACCUGGCACGACCCCGACUGUAUCAAAAACAUCGACAAGUCAGCCACCUCAACCCACGAAAGGACCAACAACUAAAGGAACCACUAGAGUGACCACAAAGAAUCCAUUUUUUGAAAACUUUUGCUCAGCAGAUCCGUGCAUGAUGAAUGACAUACCCAAAAUCCCAAACACGAAAGACAGAAGCGAGAAUUGCAAGUACACACACUUUAUGCAAUCAUGUGACCGAGAUCUGUUUCCGGGUUGGUAUAGAGCAGACGAUAAUGGACAGAUGCUCCUGAAUAGAUGCCCGGGGAUUCUAUCCUGUGGCGCCAUGCGCCCUGUUUGGAUGCAGGGCUCACAUCCUAGUGUGUAUGACGGAAUGGUACAAAGAGAAAUUUGUACCUCAGGACUUUCAGAAGGGAUUCAUAGAAACUGCUGCCUUGAGAGGAACAAAAUACUUGUGAAAAACUGUGGAAAUUAUAUGGCAUACUGCUUGAAACCCUUGAAUUUUUGCGAGGAGCGAUAUUGCUUUGAAAAGCAUGAACCAUGUACGGCCGAUAAUGAGUAUGUAGACAAAAGUCCCCUACCACACAGAAGCCAGAUUAAGGAAAAUGCCAUUAUAAUUGCUGUAGUCUUGAUUAUUACAUUGACAAUCAUUGGAGCUCUGGUGGUGCUCUUUCUACACAGGAGUCAACAUUUCAAACGGUAUUGCAAAAAAUCCUCCAUCUAUGAAAAACCAGUCCCAUUCAAGAAACUGGACAACGAUUACGAGACACUGCACGUAAAAUGCAUAAGCAACGAGAAUGUUUACACGAGGCUUCCAGAGAAAACAGCUGAUUUCACAUUCAGUUCAAAAGCUAUGGGCGGCCAUACUGUGAACAAAGGCUGAAAGACUGCGACAAUUAUUAUAGCAUAAGUGUAGCAUUCUGCAACUACACUUCUGAUGGAGGACCAGACUUUAAGGACUCAUUAACAUGGACAUCCAAAAUCGAUUUAGUAUACUAAAUAAAUAUUCAAAUGAUCGUAUGACAAUUUUUAUUUUUAGGAAUCAUACUAACUUUACUGUCUGCUGCAAUUAAACUUUUUUUUGCCUCUCCCUUUACAAAUUCCAAUUAAGAUUCCAAUUUAAGAAUACGCUUCUGUUGUAAGGCAGCGUCGUAUACAUAUGC
This is a messenger RNA of Saccostrea echinata, 1749 nucleotides long. RefSeq lists its product as uncharacterized. Bases 105 to 1469 code for a protein of 454 amino acids. The record is from RefSeq and is a predicted model, not a curated record. The transcript is spliced from 11 exons. NCBI's taxonomy places the organism in Eukaryota, Metazoa, Mollusca, Bivalvia, Ostreida, Ostreidae.